CAGUCUCUCGCUUGACUAUAUAAACAAACCAUGGCUCUAGUUUGCGCAAUUUGCAAUGAGGUGCCAGACCAGCCGGUGGUGUCGCCGCUGUCUGGUGCCGUGUUUGAACGCCGGUUACUAGAGAAAUACAUCGCCGAGAAUGGCACUGACCCGAUAACCAACAAGGAACUCACAGUUGACCAGCUUAUUGACUUGAAAGUGCCGGCCGUAGCCAAGCCUAAACCUCCCAGUGCCACCAGUAUCCCAGCUAUUCUGAAGGCAUUACAGGAUGAGUGGGAUGCUGUCAUGUUGCACUCCUUCACUCUCCGCCAACAGCUGCAGACCGCCCGCCAAGAGUUAAGCCACGCUCUGUACCAGCACGAUGCCGCCACUCGUGUCAUUGCUCGUCUCAACAAGGAAGUGACUGCAGCUCGAGAGGCCCUGGCCACACUCAAACCUCAAGCUGGUAUUGCCCCAGCCGCCCCUGCAGGACCAACCAUCGCAGCGACAGCAGAGGCAGGCGGCGCAGCAGAUGUACCCAGCGAGGGAGCAGGGCUGACGGAGGAGGUGGUGGCUCGCCUGCAGGACACUGCCACCAUCCUCACUCAGGAGCGAAAGAGACGCCGCACGGUGCCUGAGGGACUCACACCGGCCGAGCAGAUCAGAGGCUUCACUACUCUGGCCUCUCAUCCGGGUCUGCACAGUGCGUCAGUGCCCGGCAUCCUGGCCCUUGACGUGCACCAGAAGGACACCAGCAAGAUUGUGACAGGCGGGAGUGACAAGAACGCCACAGUUUUCAACAAGGACACAGAACAGGUUGUUGCUAUUCUGAAGGGCCAUACCAAGAAAGUGUCGUGUGUCGUGUAUCACCCCACUGAGGACACUGUCAUUACUGCCUCGCCGGACACACAGAUUCGUGUAUGGAAUGUUGGAACUUCCCAGACUCUGCAGCUGAUUCGUGCUCAUGAUGGCCCAGUCACCGGUCUGUCCCUUCAUGCUACUGGGGACUACUUGCUCUCUGCCUCUCGUGACCACAACUGGGCCUUCUCGGACAUUAGAACUGGCCGUGUGCUCUGUAAGGUUAGUGACACAUCAGCCAGCUCCCCCCUCACAGCAGCACAAUUCCACCCUGACGGUCUUAUUCUGGGCACUGGCACACAGGACGCCACCAUCAAGAUCUGGGACCUCAAAGAACGCUCAAAUGUCGCUAACUUCCCCGGUCAUAGUGGUGCCAUCAGCUCAAUCGCCUUCAGUGAGAACGGUUACUAUUUGGCCACUGCAGCUGAGGACUCCACUGUGAGGCUCUGGGAUUUGCGCAAACUCAAGAACUUCAGGACAAUUCAGCUGGACGAGGGAUAUGAAGUGAUGGACUUGAGCUUUGACCAGUCUGGCACAUACCUGGCAGUUGCUGGCACGGAUGUGAGAGUGUAUCUGUGCAAGCAGUGGAACGACCUGAGGGUGUUUAACGAUCACACUGCCAUGGCUACAGGUGUUCGAUUUGGCUCCAAUGCUUCCUACCUUGCCUCCACCUCCAUGGACCGAACCCUCAAGAUAUAUGGACCUUAGAGAGCCUUCCUCAUUACCUUUACUUUAGGACUCAUUACAGCUCAUUGGCUCAUUGUCUCCUUGUGUGGGAGUAUUAGCCAUAUUCAGAAACACUUUAUUCUCUCACUACAUGAGUUUCCCAAGGCCACAGAGAUGACUGGCAGGGUUUUCAGGACAGUUUCUCAUAAUGACAAACUAGAAAUCUUACCAAUCCAUCACCAUAGCCAUAGGAAUAGUCUUAAAAACAUGAGUAUCUUUAACUAGAGCCUUUGGAAAGCUGUGACGGUGAGAGAGCAAUGCGUUUCAGAGUACAGGUUCUGAGUGAUAAGAAACAUACCAUCUGAGUUUCCUAUGUCAAGGAAAUGGGGAAAUACAAACUGUCAUUCAAAAGUGUGUAAGAUAAAGGGAAUUUUUAGCCAGACAGUGAAGUGAUGGCAAGGAAAAUAUGAACUGCCACUUAGUAAUGCAAAGCUGUAAGAUAAAGUAAGAAUAUAGAAAGGGGGACAAUUUAUACUGCCACACAUCAGAGAUUUACUACUAAUUCUUGUCACUGGUUUCCUAUAGACACAUUUUAUUGCAUUGACUAGCUUUGUGUAGUGUUCCUUGCAGGUUUUAGUUGGGUGUUUUAACUGCAGCAUUCUUCAAGGUAAAAUGCUGGCUUGGUUUUCUGUUAUUUGCAGGAAGUAAUAUUUUUUUUCUUUCUUUUUUUCAGUCAGUGGGUAUUUUAUGAAGGGGAACUGUGUGUAUAUGUGUGUGUGUCUGAAUGUGUGUGUGUGUGUCUGUGAAUGUGUGUGUGUGUGUGUGUGUCUGUAGAGGAACCUUCCUUUUGUGACAAUGUUAGUUUUUAAGAGUUUAAGCUGUACACUGAUGUUUGUGAAGGUGGUGAGUUGAUAUGGUGAACUAAAUUUGCAGUAUAUGUGUGUGUGUGUGUGUGUAUUUACCAUGUAGUAUUCAGAAUUUGACUCAGAUUUGUACGUUUGCUGAUGUGUAUAUGUGUGUGGGCGUGUGUGUGUUUAUGUUUGUGUGCAUCACAUCACUUAUCCUCUACAGACAUACACAAAUUUUGAUGGUGUUAGUGUGUGUGUGUGUGUGUAUGGAGCAACAAACACAGCUCACACUCUGAUAAUUUCUCACAUAUCACAGUGACAUGAAAGAGAAUAAGUUGCAGGACAAAUCAGGCUUUCUUUUGUGUGUGUAUUAGACCACAACUCUUGCCAGGAUUUACUUGAAUGUAUAGAGUUACUUUGCCACAACUAUACUCCCAUUAAACAGUGUCAAAGAUCCAUUACGAGAAUUACAAGGUACAAAAUUGUGCUGAGUAUAGAUGUCAACACUUCUCACUAGUGGAGCCAGUGGAACCAGGGGUGUGUGAGGUGAUACAGGUGGUGAUGCUAAGUGUAGAGCUGUGGUGGUGUUGAGAGAAGUGUACAAGGUGUUCUAGGGUGUCCACUUAACCUGUGUAGUGUAGCAUUUAAGUAUUUUAGAAGCACUGGAAGAUCACUCACACCAGAGACACUUAAGCUGGGUUACUGAAGACUACACACAUAGAUAAGUAGAUAACACAGAUAGAUAGUUAGGAGUGAGUAGAUAAGUCAUCCCAGCACAGCCUAACCCAUCCUAAGUGUUGCUGAGUUGCUGGUCUUCUGUGUUCUAUAUUUUGUGUUGAUGCAGCAUUCAAAUGAUCCUAAAUGUAUUGAAUUAAAGUAAAAGUGUAAGUUA
This is a messenger RNA of Portunus trituberculatus (swimming crab), 3243 nucleotides long. RefSeq names its product pre-mRNA-processing factor 19-like (gene Prp19). NCBI's taxonomy places the organism in Eukaryota, Metazoa, Arthropoda, Malacostraca, Decapoda, Portunidae. Gene Ontology annotation, cellular component: Prp19 complex; U2-type catalytic step 1 spliceosome; cytoplasm. Gene Ontology annotation, molecular function: ubiquitin protein ligase activity; protein binding. Gene Ontology annotation, biological process: DNA repair; mRNA splicing, via spliceosome; protein ubiquitination. The record is from RefSeq and is a predicted model, not a curated record.